This is a messenger RNA of Eriocheir sinensis (Chinese mitten crab), 2917 nucleotides long. RefSeq lists its product as uncharacterized. The transcript has 4 exons. NCBI's taxonomy places the organism in Eukaryota, Metazoa, Arthropoda, Malacostraca, Decapoda, Varunidae. Bases 83 to 1474 code for a protein of 463 amino acids. The record is from RefSeq and is a predicted model, not a curated record.
GAGGCUGGCAGCCGCGACACCCACACGUUUGUCACUCGUCUCGUUCUCCGCCUGUAUACCGCUCUUGUUGUGCUUCGCAGAAAUGGCUGAGGAUUCGUCAUUCAUCUGGCUUCGGCCGGCCACGGAUUUUGAGGCUGUUCUGAACUCUGCCAACAAAAAAGGCUAUUUCGUAACUGUGUAUGGGUUAACGUUACGCUCCGCUGUGCCCCUCACCGAAGACCACAUCAAACGUGCACUGCUGCACACCUUCAGGAAAGUUCCAACCCUGAGGAUGUGCUUCCGAAAACGGAGUAAUAUUCUGUGGGCUUGUGACAUGAACCGCGAGGAGCUCAAUUUCCAGGUGAUGGACACAAAAGACGUGACCCAGGCCAUAGAAUCGCUGCUACAUCACAAAUUCCCCACCACUGAUGGCCCACUGUGGUGCGCCCGCGUCCUGCCUUGUGACGCCACUGUCCCUAGUGUACGACCAGAACUGGAUGCCGACUUUCCUCAUACCCGUCUGAUGCUGCUUGCUAACCACCACGGUAUCGCUGACGGUACCACAAACAUGUUCAUUACGGACGCAUUUCUUCACAUCUUGGACAACGUGGUCACUGGCACUGCAAUCGACGACACAGUUCAGCUUGGGAGGCUGGUCGCCGGAGAGGAGACAGAUGCCAUACUUAAUGCCAGGAAAGCUGAUCUUGAAAAGGACGAGAAUCACCUAAAGCUGCUGAUGGAUAAAAUUAAGAAGUUGAAGACUGAAGAGAAACUUAUUCCUCGAGUUUAUCCGAUGCCCAUGGACCCCAACUUCAGGUGUCAGAUUGUUUUGGCGGACCUGGACAGGGAAACAACCCAGAGAUUCAUAAAGAAAUGCAAGAAAGAGCAAGUCACCGUGAACAGUGGUCUGGUGGCUGUGUUUAACGUGGGUCUCGUUGACUUUCUACGAGAGGGAGGCCUUGAGCAGGACGAGUACCAUAUUAACGAGAUGCACACCGUCAGUAUGCGACGUUACUGGUCAGGCGACACGGCAGGGACCUUGGGCGUGCACAUGAUGGCUCUCCAGAACAUCGUUUCUACGCCAGCAAAGUGGCGGGACAACUUCUGGGAAUACGCUAGAAUCGUACAUAAGAAAAUUGGUCAAAUGCUCCAAGAGAAAGAAGCGGUGAUGUACGUCAUAAAGAUAACACUGGAAUUACAAGGAAGGGACAAAGAUGAACUUUUUGAUGAGCGACCAUACCCUGAGAUUGACUAUGGCGCGGCUAACAUGGGCAACGCAGACAGGCUAGUACAGACGGAGGGGCGGCAAGUGCGGCUGACGCACCUCAUUAGGGUCACCUCCUGCUUUAACGACCCGAUGUACCACCUGUUCCAUACCCUCCAUGGCUGCCUAAUGUACAGCCUCACUUAUGCAAAUGAUAUCCUCACGCGGGAGACAGCACAAAAGUUGGUGGAUAAAACCUUCGAAAACUUGAGAGCCCUGGCAUGGGAGUGAAUCAGCAUCGCUUCCAUGCACUGGUGCCAAGGUCACAGAUAUUGUCUUCAGAUAUAAAUCGUUCACAAUUCAACGAGGGAGAAAACACCUAACUAAUACCCAAGGACAUGGAGUCCGAGUCGAGGUUUAGAGUUCAACUCUAUAAAAAUUCAACUAUUCCUCCUCAAAAUCAACAACUUUCAUAAUAUGCGUACCCGUAAAUCUCUAUUACUCGUUAAAUUGGCAUCAUUCGUUAAGUAAUGGUUUCUGCGCCGCUCAUUGGCCGAUUGUUAAACUGGCUCUAACCUGCAUCAAAUUCCGUUUGUAAUUAACAUAGCCUGCUGUGUCUCGGCCUCUGCGGGCAUGAUGGAAUGAUGGAAUGUAAAUGAAAAAUAUUCAUAUAACUGUUCUUCCUUAUGGCCAUUUGUUACAAACAAAUAAUGAAAAUAUGCCUCGAAUUUAAAAAUAGCAUGAUGAGAGGAAUUACUUCCCUAAGCCAAAUGUUUACAUAAUGACUACGUAGCAUUACUACACAUUACGACUAACAAAAUACCAAUAAAUCUUACAACAGACGAGUUUUAAGGAUAUUGUGUGGACUACAGACUGGCACUUUGUAUAGGUAGUAAAAGAAGGAAAAGAAUCCAGCCUUUACAGUUCUUUCAGAUAUCAAAUUUCUCGUUUCAGUCACUGGAUGUUGCCCCUUCCGUUUAGUUCCGACGUUUUUUAUUACAUUUUUGCCUUUUGCCCUGGAAGGCUAACUUGGCCUGGAAUGAUGAUCGGCCCCAACCCGUUAUGGCGCAGGCAAGUCUUUAUAGGAGCGCCAUCUUGCUAAGGUCUGUUUGAUGUGUCGUUCACGUUUAUCUUCAACAGUUUGAAACCCACACAUUGUAUGAUAAAGACGUCUUUAAACUAAUAUGUAUAUCUAUCACCAGAUACCUUAUAACUCAAAAGGGAUUUUUACAGGAAUAUUGAGUCACUUCUCUGCAUGUAGGAACAACUUAACAACAGGCCAAUGAGCGCGAUAAGGCCAUCACCCAAGCAAUGAUCCCAAGUCCGCGAUUUCCUCCCUAAAAAAAAUCCACGCCAAGUUACGUGACAUCGACUAUAAUCUGAUAGUCAAUCUGCUUGUCAGUCUCUCUCUCUCUCUCUCUCUCUCUCUCUCUCUCUCUCUCUCUCUCUCUCUCUCUCUCUCUCUCUCUCUCUCUCUCUCUCUCUCUCUCUCUCUCUCUCUCUCUCUCUGUUUAAACACUUUAAACACUGUAUUAUGUUUGUCACAUACGUAUAUAAAGUUACGAGCAAGAUUUUUUUAUUUGACAAACAGCCUUUUUUAAGCGACGCUUUUUGGGCAGAAGAAAGUGGAAAACGAAAACGAGAAAAUAAACUUGUAGCAAACAAACAAGUAGCCAGAAACGGCUGCAUAAUAUAAUAUAAUAAAUAGGUGGCAAUUACAAUGCAAGAGAGAAG